Molecule: messenger RNA, 1377 nt
Organism: Ostrea edulis (European flat oyster)
Lineage: Eukaryota; Metazoa; Mollusca; Bivalvia; Ostreida; Ostreidae
Exons: 1
Coding region: 1-1377 (458 amino acids)
Source: RefSeq, a predicted model, not a curated record
AUGUCAGAGAAAAACCCCAAACUAAAACAAGAAUGGAUUCGCAGGCUGAGAAAUGUGCGUGCAAAUUUAAUUGUUAAUGACAGUACUAGAGUUUGUUCAGAGCAUUUCCAAGGAGAGUUUAAUGACUCAUCAGUACCUACUAUAUUUCCAUCAAAGCAACCUGCAGUUGUAAAGCAAAGACGACCUGUCGUUAGACAUCUUGCAGAAACUGCAUGCAACACUGAAGAGGAAUUUGUAUUGGACGACUCCACAGACGAAACAAAAGAAAACGUUCCUAUUGUGUCGGGGAAAAGUGAAAGUGCUCAACACCCUUCAAAAUUCAUACAUCAAGGAUGCAACACUGAACAGAGUGAAACUGAGAGUAAAGAAAUCCAAGUUGGAGAACCCUCUCCAGUGAUGCGAGAUGCUUGUAUACAAGUUUCCUUACCAUAUAUCUCACCAGAGGAUCUAAGAUACAACGAUGAGAAAACAGGAUUUUACACUGGUUUUGUAUCUUUUGCUAUGUUCUGGCAUUAUCUGAGCACACUAGUUAAACAUGGUGCACACAAACUUUAUUACUGGGAAGGAGAACAAAGAUGUGCUAACACAACCAUACCAGCUUAUCACCAAACUGAUGGACACAAACCAGGGAGAAAACGUUUCCUCCGACCAGCAGAUGAAUUUCUUUUGGUGUGUAUGAGACUCAGACUCGGUCUAUUGCAAGAACACCUAGCAGAUAUCUUUUGUAUAUCUACCACAACCGUUUCUCUGAUCAUAAACACUUGGACGAAUUUCUUAUAUGACCAUUGCAAAGGACUAAUACCAUGGCCCUCCAGAGAGCAAAUAAUGUGCAAUCUCCCAAGUGGAUUUCGUGAUUACAAGAACUGUCGCAUUGUUAUUGAUUGUACAGAAUUGUAUACAGAGAAACCUUCCUAUCUGAUUGCUCAGUGGUUAACAUGGUCCGAGUACAAGCACUCCAACACUUUCAAGAUUCUUAUUGGUGUUGCACCGAAUGGACUUGUGACUUUUGUAUCUAGGCUAUGGUGUGGUAAUGCUUCUGAUCGUCACAUAGUACAACAAGAUGGCCUUUUAUCAAAGUUGAGCCCAGGAGACAUGAUAAUGGCUGAUAAAGGUUUCACCAUUGAGGAUAUUUUACCAGCUGAUGUUGACCUCAACAUACCACCAAGAAUCCCUGGUAAUAGGCAAAUGACUCCCAGUGAAUUUUUUAAAACUCAAGCAAUAGCAUCAGCUCGUAUUGUAGUUGAAAUGAAAAUGGAACAAGUGAAAAACUACCGUAUCCUUGGUGGCACACUUCCACUAAAUGAGGCACAUCUUGCUGAACAAAUGGUAUUCAUAUGCAUUGCUUGGACCAAUCUCCUCCCUCCUCUAAUGAAAUAA